AUGGCCAAUUCAAAGCUUCUCCUCACUUUCUUUCAGUUUACGCUUGUUCUGUCCGUGUUAGGGUUGGCUUAUACGUGUAGCCUAACACUUGAUUAUUACAAAACAUCAUGCCCGUCUGCCAAGUACAUAGCCAAAGCCAUAACCAAAAAAUAUAUUUCCCGGGAUCCGACUCUUGCAGCUUCAUUGUUAAGAUUGCACUUCCAUGAUUGCUUUGUUUGGGGAUGCGAUGGUUCUGUGCUAUUAAACUCCACCAAGAACAACACAGCUGAGAGAGAUGCAUACCCCAACCUUAGCCUUAGAGGUUUUCAAGUCAUUGAUUCUGUGAAAAAAGCAUUAGAAAAAAAAUGUCCCGGUGUAGUUUCCUGUGCUGACCUCCUAGCCCUAGUAGCUCGUGAUGCCGUUUUGCAGAUCGGUGGACCCUUUUGGCCAGUCCCCUUGGGACGCAGAGAUGGGAGAGUGUCAAUUGCUUCAGAGGCCAAUGAUAAUCUGCCAUCUCCUGCUUUCAACAUAACACAACUAAAAGCAUCAUUUGCCUCCAAGGGCUUAAGUGAUAAAGACCUUGUAGUUCUAUCGGGAGGACACAAUAUAGGAAUUGCUCAUUGCCCAAGCUUCGCAGACCGCUUGUACAAUUUCAGUGGGCAAGGUGGUACUGAUCCAACAAUGGACCAAAACUACAUAGAUGCGUUGAAGAAAAAAUGCCCGCCAGGGGACAACACUACCCCUGUAGAGAUGGAUCCUGGAAGCUACAAAACAUUUGACGCACAUUACUACAAUCUUGUUAGGAAAAGCAGAGGUCUAUUUCAAUCCGAUGCAGCUCUGCUUACAGACAGCGCCACCAAUGCUUAUGUGCAACUCCAGGCAACUACAGACGGUAUUACUUUCAUGGAGGAUUUUGCAGAGUCCAUGGUGAAAAUGGGUCAAAUCGGUGUGCUCACCGGCUCUUCUGGUGAAAUCAGAAAGCAAUGUUCUACCAUCAACUAA
Messenger RNA from Thlaspi arvense, 981 nucleotides. NCBI's taxonomy places the organism in Eukaryota, Viridiplantae, Streptophyta, Magnoliopsida, Brassicales, Brassicaceae. The record is from the annotation of a GenBank genome assembly.